GUUAAGAAAUAUCGUGUUCUUGUUAAUAAAACAUAAAGAAAAAUUUCUUUCAAAAAAAUAAAAAUAAAUAUCGUGUUCUCGCUCAGCAUAAAUAGCCAAACUCUGCUAAUAAAAUCAUAUUCCAAUCUUGAUUAAUAAUUCAAAUACUACAUUGUUCCCCAAUAUUCAAGAUGCUUAGUUCAUUUGUUGAGAAGGUACAAAAGAGUUUAUCAGUCUUUGUACCAAGAAAGCAUGCAUUGAGCUACUGGAGUGAAGAUCAUGCCACAACCACAGGUCACGAGCUUGCUGAUGAUGUUAUGAAAGGUUACUUUGCUGUUCUUGCAAAGAAGGGUUUAGAAACUAGAAGAUUUAUUGUUGGGUUAGAUUACCUAACUGAUCCUGCUUUUUUGGGAUUGCUUGAUGAUGCUUGGGAGGAGUAUGGCUUCAGACAGAAGGGGACUCUUGUUGUUCCGUGUCGACCAAUCGAUUUACAGAUCAUUCUGGAGAAGAAGGCAGCACCAGCAUCAAGAUGAAAGAAAUAAUGAUAUUCGAAGUUAAGAUUCUCUCUAUUUCUCAAAAUAUCAUGAGGGCUCCGUUCACGAGAGAUAAGCACAAAUAUGAGAUUGGUAGAGCUUAUUUUUAAAAUUAUUUUUAAACUUGGGUCCUAUUAAAUUCUAAUGUGCUUUUCUCUUAUCGAAUGGAGUUUCUAUUUCUUUUGAGAAAUGCAGAUGAUUCAAAUAGUCAUCUUCCUAUGGAAGAAGAACAACGUAUCUUCUUCUAUACCAGGGUCUAGGAAUAUAAAAAAAAAAAA
Messenger RNA from Medicago truncatula (barrel medic), 790 nucleotides. Its product is annotated as auxin-responsive protein SAUR40. NCBI's taxonomy places the organism in Eukaryota, Viridiplantae, Streptophyta, Magnoliopsida, Fabales, Fabaceae. Gene Ontology annotation, biological process: response to auxin. The coding region runs from base 171 to 512 and encodes 113 amino acids. The transcript has a single exon. The record is from RefSeq and is a predicted model, not a curated record.